GCAGCUUACAGUCAGGCGGUUGCCGCGGCGAUUUCCUUCCUCUCCCGACAAGAUGGCCGGGGGCGAGGCAGGAGUGACUCUUGGCCAGCCGCAUCUUUCGCGCCAGGAUCUCGCUACUUUGGAUGUUACCAAAUUGACGCCACUUUCACACGAAGUUAUCAGCAGACAAGCCACAAUUAAUAUAGGUACAAUUGGUCAUGUAGCUCAUGGGAAAUCUACAGUUGUAAAAGCUAUUUCUGGAGUUCACACUGUCAGAUUCAAAAAUGAACUAGAAAGAAAUAUUACAAUCAAGCUUGGAUAUGCUAAUGCUAAGAUUUAUAAACUUGAUGACCCAAGUUGUCCUCGGCCAGAAUGUUAUAGAUCCUGUGGAAGUAGUACACCUGAUGAAUUUCCGACAGACAUUCCAGGGACCAAAGGGAACUUCAAAUUAGUCAGGCAUGUUUCCUUUGUUGAUUGUCCUGGCCAUGAUAUUUUGAUGGCUACUAUGCUGAACGGUGCAGCAGUGAUGGAUGCAGCUCUUCUGUUGAUUGCUGGCAAUGAGUCUUGUCCUCAACCUCAGACUUCUGAACACCUAGCUGCUAUAGAAAUCAUGAAACUGAAGCAUAUUUUGAUUCUACAAAAUAAAAUUGAUUUGGUAAAAGAAAGCCAGGCUAAAGAACAGUACGAACAGAUCCUUGCAUUUGUACAAGGUACAGUAGCAGAAGGUGCUCCUAUUAUUCCGAUUUCUGCUCAGCUGAAAUACAAUAUUGAAGUUGUCUGUGAGUACAUAGUAAAGAAAAUUCCAGUACCCCCAAGAGAUUUUACUUCAGAACCCCGACUUAUUGUUAUUAGAUCCUUUGAUGUCAACAAACCUGGCUGUGAAGUCGAUGACCUAAAGGGGGGUGUAGCUGGUGGUAGUAUUCUAAAAGGAGUGUUAAAGGUGGGCCAGGAGAUUGAAGUCAGACCUGGUAUUGUUUCCAAAGAUAGUGAAGGAAAACUCAUGUGUAAACCAAUCUUUUCCAAAAUUGUAUCACUGUUUGCGGAACAUAAUGAUCUUCAGUAUGCUGCUCCAGGAGGUCUUAUUGGAGUUGGAACAAAGAUCGACCCUACUUUGUGCCGGGCCGACAGAAUGGUGGGGCAGGUACUUGGUGCAGUUGGAGCUUUACCUGAGAUCUUCACAGAACUGGAAAUCUCCUAUUUCCUGCUUAGACGGCUUCUAGGUGUACGCACUGAAGGAGACAAAAAAGCAGCAAAAGUGCAAAAGUUGUCUAAGAAUGAAGUGCUCAUGGUGAACAUAGGAUCCCUGUCAACUGGAGGAAGAGUUAGUGCAGUCAAGGCCGAUUUGGGCAAAAUUGUUUUGACUAAUCCUGUGUGCACAGAAGUAGGAGAAAAAAUUGCUCUUAGCCGAAGAGUUGAGAAACACUGGCGUUUAAUUGGUUGGGGUCAAAUAAGAAGAGGAGUGACAAUCAAACCAACAGUAGAUGAUGACUGAAGAAUUUCAAUCAAGUCAGAUUUUCUAUUAUCAAUUUAGCGAUAUAUUUUCAGAGCAGUGCUACAGUGAAUUUCAUCUUAGUAGCAGUUAUUCUAAUUUUUUGGUGAUGCAUAUGUAACCUCUAGUACUGAAAUGGGGUCUAUAAUAAUUGAAAAUAUUAUUGGAUUGAACCUAUCAGAAAUUAAUCAUUCCUGAAUAAUGUCUAAUUUCUACAUCACUGCUGAUUUGAAAUGAAACUGCUAUAAUUAGAUUUUGCUGUAACACAUGUACUACCAAACCUGUUUGAAAUAAAAUUUUUCUUCUUAUUUUCAUGAUUCAUCUUUGAGUAGCUCCAGGCUUGAAAGGAUUAUUACAUCAGUAUAAACUUGGAGAUAUAAAUUCUUGAGGACCAGCUUCCCUUUGCCUCAUAUUUUAUGGUGCUUUAUCUUAGCAAUUUUGCGUAAAAAGAAAUGAAUAGGUUCAAAUAAAAUUAUCUUUUAGAGCAUGAGUGCUGUUUCCAUGGACACCUUUCUCUCCUCUCUAUUUUCCUGGACUGGAACACAGGAAACUAGAGCCAGAAGUUCUCACUCUCUCCCUAUGAAACCCGGCAGUUGUUUCUGUGUUGGUUGACACCUGAAAUCCAACAGCCUUCUCCCAUUGGAAAAUACUGUUACAUGAGGUGAUUCUAGAUAAGUAACAAAGAUCUUUCCAGGCCUUAUUUUAUAAAAUUCUAAUAUUAGUAAUUUAAAAAAAUAUAUUAGUAAUCAUUGGACCUUUCAAGAGAUAAAAGAUGUUUGAAAGCAGUGAGUGUGCCCUUUGAUUUUUAACUUAUUUUCCAUGUUCAUGCACUUUUCCUGUGCUGUGCUUUUUUAUUUUCACUUAUUUUUUGUUUCAUAAGAUUUUUUUAGAGCAGUGGUUCUCAACUCUGACCGACAUUAGAAUUGCUAGAGAAACUUUAAAAAAAGAUAGAUGUCCCACAGAGAUUCUGAUUUAAUUGGCUUGGGGUGGAGCCCAGGCAUUGACGUUUUUAAAAACUCCCCAGUGUUGAGAAACAAGUUUAGAGUUGAGAAGUAGAUGUAUCAGAUUACACAGAAUCUGAGUGUUGGUAGUUUGAUAAUACUCUCAUUUGCUUUUCUUAAAUUUGCAUUUUAUGUGGGACUUGAUGCUGUAGUCAUAAUAGUUUGCU
Molecule: messenger RNA, 2636 nt
Organism: Molossus molossus (Pallas's mastiff bat)
Lineage: Eukaryota; Metazoa; Chordata; Mammalia; Chiroptera; Molossidae
Gene: EIF2S3
Product: eukaryotic translation initiation factor 2 subunit gamma
Exons: 12
Coding region: 53-1471 (472 amino acids)
Biological process (GO): positive regulation of translational fidelity; formation of translation preinitiation complex
Cellular component (GO): cytosol; eukaryotic translation initiation factor 2 complex
Molecular function (GO): GTPase activity; translation initiation factor activity; tRNA binding
Source: RefSeq, a predicted model, not a curated record